UUUUCUGAAUGUAAUACGCACAGUGUGUCCUCCCGUCAGCCCGGAGCACCUGGAUGUCGCGGCUGCCGGACAUUCCUGUCAUAGCGAUGGCGCGGGGCGGCUCCCCGGCUGUAGGCGAUGCACAUGGUUCUUCUCAAUCUUGGGCCCUCGUGUGCCCCAGGGCGUUCUGAACUGCCACCAGCACAGACGUCUGUAGUUACUGGUUAUAGUGGAUAUGAUGAGGGUAGUAGUGCUGGUUCCGAGCACCUGGGCCUUCUGUCCAUGUCGCGGGUGGAGCCGCGUCCGUUAUUUAUACAAGGUCUGUUCUCUCCCCUCCCUCUGGUGUAGACCCAUGGCACGUCGGUCCCAGAGCUCCUCACAGGGGGACAACCCUCUGGACCCCAAUUACCUGCCCCCGCACUACAAGGAGUAUUACCGCAUUGCUAUCGAUGUCCUAGCGGAGGAGGGGCCGGAGGCAUAUGAGCGCUUCCUCGCUGAGGAGGGGGCGCCAGACUUCUUGUCACAUUCUGAAAUUGACCACAUCUCAAAACACUUGCAAAGACCCCCAGAGCCCACCCAGGAAAGUCUAUACCCGGACCUUGUUUAUAGUGGACAAGAGGAGGAUGAUGGCUCGUCAGGGACCUACUGGCCCAUGCACUCGGACACGGCCGCCCCAGAGCUGGACCUCGGGUGGCCCACUGUCUUUGGCUUUCAGGGGACAGAGGUGACGACGCUGAUCCAUCCACCCCCUCCGGAGAGUCCUAGUAUUAAGGAAGAAGUGCGAAGGAUGAUCCGGUCAGCACAACAGGUCAUUGGGAUUGUCAUGGACUUCUUCACCGAUGUAGACAUCCUCUCAGAUCUCCUAGAUGCUGCUGCCCGACGUGUUCCAGUCUACAUCAUCCUGGAUGAGAUGAACUGUCAGCACUUUCUUGACAUGGCGUCUAAGUGUAGGGUCAACCUGAACUUUGUAGAGUUCCUGAGGGUGCGGACCGUCUCUGGCCCCACGUAUUUCUGCAGGACAGGCACCACGUUCAAGGGUAACCUUCUGGAGAAGUUCAUGCUAGUGGACUGUACAGUGGUGCUCAGUGGUACAUACAGCUUUAUGUGGUCAUUUGAGAAGAUCCACCGCAGCAUAGCGCACAUCUUCCAGGGAGAACUGGUUUCGAGCUUUGAUGAAGAAUUCCGGAUUCUGUUUGCCCAGUCUGAACCACUUAUCCCCCCUGAGAAUGCUUUGAAGAUGGAAAAACCCUACAUGGGGAUGGUCCCGUUUGCCGGCCAACGCCCUUUCUUUGAACGAAAGCUUCACUUCAUGUACCCUAGAGAUGACAGCUCCCAGAACUCUUUCAACUCCUUUGGUGUAGAUCUGGACCGCCAUUACAUGCAGGCAUUCCGCAGAGAUGACAUGAUGAGACAGACAGUAGACCCUACUGCCAUGAGAUUCCAUGGGCCAAAGGUUCCAGAACACAUGCAGAUGCAAACGCAAAUGGAUAAAAUGCAGAUGUCCUUCAUGCAAAACAAACACUUGGAUGUUGAUGCCUUUAAGAGGCACAGCUUUGCAGAAGGCACCUUCGAGAACUACACAGCUUCUAAACAAUACGCCAGGCAAAUGUAUAUGAACACUGACAAUAAUGAGUACCGCUUCCAGUCAAGUCAGUUCCAGAAAAGUCAGUUUCUACAAAUGGAUCGUACAGGGCGGACACAAGGACUCUUCGAGAAGAUUCGAGGCAACCGUCAGGGUUUGCAAGACACCGAUGACAUGGAUUCCAGGUUUCCUCAUUAUAAAACAUUGCAGGGAGAAGGUAAUUAUGCUAUUGAGGGGCCACACACAAGGCUGGGCUACAACCCCUCCAACUCAUCUCGAGAGGUUAAACAUGGCUCAGACCAGGUAGUUCUGGGGAGCGAAGAAAGAUUUGGCCAAAGAUCACAAAGUCGUCAGAAGUUCAUGUGUCAAAUGUCGCCCACACAAAAACAGAGCACCGAGCAAAAGCAGUUUUUUCAAGAUCAAGAUGCAGACAAAAAAAUUCAAGAAAACAAGCAAGGUCUACGGAGCUGGCGCAUCUCCUCGUACUUGAGUGGAAUUCAGCCAGACCAGGAAGAGGAAGGAAUGAUGAUGGCUUUAGAUUCAGAACCUUUUGAGGAAGCUUCUGUUCCUAUAGAAAAACCAGUAACUACAAGUGAGACAUUGUCAAGGUAUUCUAUUGAUCCCAUCCCACCGUAUAAACCCAUAUUAGCUGUUAGUGAGACCCCUCCGCAAGUAGACACAAGCAAAGAGAUAUCCUUGUUAGACAAGGAGAAAGAAGAUUCCUUCCUAUCACGACAUGAUUCCUUCCGGUCACGGACUAACCCCUUGCUUCAAAGAAGUUCCCGCUUAAGGUCCUCCCUUAUAUUUAGCAACUCUAAACUGGAGCAGCAUGGUUCUACAACCGAAGCUGUGCAAGUUAUUCAAAAGGAGCAGAGUACAAGUGAGGUGGUCAAAGACAAUGAGGUCAUAAAGACAUCCUCCAAAGUAGCUGAGAUUCUGGAGAAGUACAGAAGUGGCAGCAAAGACAACGAAGUGACCUCCAUAGUGCAAGCCAAAGCGGCCUCUAAAGUCAUCCAGGAGGAGAAAGAGGAUGGACAGAAAAAAAACACUACUGAAACUGUGGCUUACAAAUCCCUGGAAUCCAAACUUCUGGACAAAGAUUCAUUUAGUCGAACACUCUUUGAGUCACAGUAUCGGUCUUCAGUCACCUCUCAGUUCCAGGACCUUUUCAGCAAAGAUAGACCGACAAGCUCCAUUACCAAGGUUGAACAAAGGGUCUCAAGUAUCAAAACAAUAAACAGCAGCACGGCUUCCCUUCUUGAGCCGAAAGAGAGUGGGCCCAUUAUCACUGAAAUUACAGAUGAACCAAAACUUCCAGAGGUUGAAGUGCCAAAGCCACCAAGCAAACCAAACUCUGGUCUUCUGUUUGGCAAUGCUCUAGAAAGUAUGUCCCAAAACCCCAUUCCUGCCAUCACUUCUCCAUCCACCACCACCACCUUAACCAAAUCAGAAGAAGAACUGUCAAAAACAGAGCCGACACCAAUGGAGUUCAUCCGAAGAGGGUCCAUGAGGCUCAAGCAAUUUCUUCAAUCACAAAAAGAGAAGAAGGCAGAAGAGGAGGCAGUUUCAGAUGCUGCUAAAGUAGAGAAACAGAAUAAUGCCUUAAGACGUCUGUCUAAAACUGAGAUCUCUGAGCCAACACCGGUGUUUGAGACUGAGGACAAGACCACUAAACUAGCAUCUACUUCUCCACCCAAACACACAUCUACAUCUCAGUCCAGGUUGUCUGCUUCAACCUCAAAUGUAAUCUUCAGUAGUAACCUGCGUGAUGACACCAAGGUGAUCUUAGAGCAAAUAUCCGCCAAUAGUCAAAAAAAUAGGGCGGAGAUGGCCAAGCAGUCCCAGGCUUUAACCACCAGUGAUUCAGAGGUGAGCACUGCCAUUUCCAACUCAACAGAGACCAAAGUAGAAGUCACCAGCAGUCCGGACUCAACUUCUAUCACCAGGACUGGAAGCUUCUUAAGUCGAUUCUCGCGACCUUCUCAGACUUCUCCAGAGGACAGAGAUAACCUGCUAAAGCGGAUGGAGAGUAUCCGGAAGGAAAAACGAGUCUAUAGUAGGUUUGAAGUGUUCUGCAAAAAGGAAGAACCUAACCAAGCGGAGGAAAUCGAGGAUGACUCGAAGGAUAAAAAAGUGGGCAAACUGCUGGGGAAGUUAGGAACUCUGAUCAAGAAAUAACCAUAGACAUGAUCCAAGUGUUUCCAUCUGGUGCCAAUAACCCCUUGAAUAUUCGGAGGGCUCUUUGUGUUAAAAAUUCCCGCAGAGGUCAUACAUUGAAACCUGCAUUGUCGUCGUCUCUGCGCACUUGUGUCAUGGAAACUUUUAUAUCAAUAAUAGAAAUUACAUGGAACAGAAGAAAUCUCUCAGGUGGACUUUAAGAAACGGUACUGACCCAUCAUCGAAGAUUCCACUUGUGCCUUAAAUGUGGGGAGCGGCGUCAUGACUACUGCCUUCCCUCUGCAGUUCUCGAACUACAAGUCCCACAUUUGUGCCAUGCUGGGACUUGUAGUUCCAGACCUUCCUGACACAGCUGGCCUGCUACAGAGAUUGCAUUACAUUAAUUUAUUCAGUAGAGUGGAAAAACUUGACAGGUACCAGAUGGAUAAUGGCGAGAACAUCGAGGUGGAGGUUGUGUGGAGUCUUUUUGCAAUAUCCCCGCUGGACGAAGCACUGAAAACAGUUUUUCUACCAUUUGUAAAUAGCUGUGUAUAUUAGCGGUAUGAAUGAUGGUGGUCUCCUGGCACAAAAUCCAAGUGGCAGUCCUGUUGGAUACAAUGCUGCGUAAGCUGUCAGAGCUGAGGAGGUCUGUAUUCGUUAUGGUGCAGGAGGCAGCGAGUGGCUGUAACCAGUGCCACCAGUCAGCUGUUGCUGGUUUGUCUGGACGGUGGCUCUUGGUUACGGCAGAUUUUCCUGCACAGUCGUAUUUUAGGAUUCUAGGAGUACAUAUCAAAACCAGCAAAUGAAAGGGCCAGACCAGUCAUUAUGGGAUGAAAACUCCUGGAGAUUUUAGUAGACUUGUUUUUUAGAUGCCUUGCCAUUUUCAAGAUCUAUGCUUGCUGUCAGAGAGUACAGUCUUGUUUACAUUCAGAGGCUGUGAACCCCCUUCUGCUGCCACUGCUGGUGGAGCUGUUAGAAUGUAUCAGUGUUUGGCGACAGGUGGAGUCAGACAGGAUGGGUUUUUUAUCCUCUACUUGCUGGCAGUGAAUGGCGACAUUCAUUGUUUACAUUCAAAUAUUUAGCAAACUGAAUUGAAACACAAAGUAUUUUUACAUAGGGGUACUUUCAUAGUAGCGUUGUUAGAAUCCGGCAUAAGCCGUAUACAAACGGAUAGCUUUUUUUUCCCCCAGAUCAGUUUUUUUUCCCACAUCCGGAAUAACGGAUCCGGUAUUUAAAUUUGUUCAAAGAUCAAAAGCGAAAGUAGCUCCUCCUAUAUCUCGGCGCAUGCGCAGACCGGAAAACCAGAUCCGUCGAUACGGCAAUUUCCGGAACACUUGGUACCGGAUCCGGCAUUAAUACAGCUCUAUGGAAAUGCGGUAUUGUUCUGGGAUUUUGGCCGGAAAAAAUCCCGCAGCAAGCUGCAGUAUUUUGUCAGGUCAAAUACCGUACAAGGGACGGAACGGAAGGCAUCCUGAUGCAUACUGAACGGAUUGCUUUCCAUUCAGAAUGCAUUAGGACAAAACUGAUGCGUUUUUUCCCGGAAUUGAGACCCUUUACCGAAUUUCAAUACCAGAAAAGAAUAACGCUAGUGUGAAAGUACCCUAAGACUGGACGGCCUGAGGGUAGACAAGCCUGGGCGUUGUGGUCCCACAGUUUUGAGGAGCUGCAGACUUGCUGCCACAACCCCAGUAUUGGAGUCAUUGUGUUGGAUCACCUGCUGUAUUAUCCUGUGUGUUGUGGCCUUGGGCCCGCUCCAUUUUGCACAGCCUACUGAGGACGUAGGAGCACUGAUUGUAUUACUACUGACAUGGAACCAUGGGUGGGCUGCAGAGCUGACACUCAGUGACUACUAUGUAUAAUGUGUGAGGAUGUCUUCUGCUUUCUAUGGUGACUAAGGUAAUGUCUGGUGUGAAUAAAAUUUAGUGUAAAGGUGGAAUUGUAUUACAAGCAUUGCAGGAUGUAAAGCAUGCAAUCAUUGUACUUCCCUCCUAACGCCUGUAGGGGGCAGUGCAGGGACCAGCAUAAAGACAGGCUCAGGUGUCAUGUGCCGAAAUAAAACCAUUCUUAUCAA
Messenger RNA from Bufo gargarizans (Asiatic toad), 5789 nucleotides. It is a transcript of the gene SACK1H, whose product is annotated as family with sequence similarity 83 member H. NCBI's taxonomy places the organism in Eukaryota, Metazoa, Chordata, Amphibia, Anura, Bufonidae. The coding region runs from base 215 to 3739 and encodes 1174 amino acids. Gene Ontology annotation, cellular component: keratin filament. The record is from RefSeq and is a predicted model, not a curated record. Gene Ontology annotation, biological process: intermediate filament cytoskeleton organization; positive regulation of cell migration; protein localization to cytoskeleton. The transcript has 5 exons. Gene Ontology annotation, molecular function: keratin filament binding.